CUUUCAUCGCCAUCAUCCGUGUUGUUGUUCACUCUCUAUUGCUCUAUAACUUCUGUAGUCGCAAAGCAUCCCAAGUCCCUAACUCCCCAAACAAACAUGCCAUCUAAUUGCCUCGCAACCUCUGCCAAGCGUGACAACGACGCGUUAAUCAAUACAACAGAGCUCUUCCACCAACGCCUGCAGACAAGCCCCAAAGAUGACUGGGAGCGCCUAAAGCUUUGCUGGGGCUACAUGGACUGCGGUGAUUGCCACAGAAGUCAAGGUCAUUGCGGAUGGUGCGCAAUUUCUUCAACAUGUCUUCCCCUCCCUCUAGACGAUGCCUUUUCCAGAGCUUUUCCCCUUCUCUCACCUAUCCGCCACCAUUCCAUCUGCGCGCUGGGGUCCGAGCGGUUUGAACUGCGGACUGCGGGGCUGGGGUGUCAGGUUUCUACCAUUACCUUUUUGGCGUCCCUCAUCACGAUUUUCGCGACGCUGUUUGGGGUGCUGGUGCUCUAUGGGGUUUCCAAGUGUGUUGGCUGGGUGGUUACAGGUGUUAAGGCGAGUCGUGGUGGGUAUGUCGUGUUUGAGGAUGGGAGGAGCGGGGUGUGGGUGAGGGAGAGGGAGGGGUGGGAGAAGUGGUGGAGGAGGGUUAGAGGGAAGGAAAGUGAGGGGGAGGUGCAAGAGGUGGAUGAGGGGACGGGACGGAGGGGGUGGUUUUGGUGGAAUGGGAGGAGUGAGGAGAGAAGGCCGUUGCUACAAUGAAGAUGUAUACGGUAUCGUAUGUCCAUCAGGACAUUUUCCUAUGUAUGGAGAAACAGUGGUAAUAUGCCUGGGGUAUCCGUGAAGGUGACGACUGUGCCACACUUUCACUCUAACUCGAAUUCACCUCCGAUAUUUACGUCACUGGAUGCUCUC
Molecule: messenger RNA, 894 nt
Organism: Bipolaris sorokiniana ND90Pr
Lineage: Eukaryota; Fungi; Ascomycota; Dothideomycetes; Pleosporales; Pleosporaceae
Exons: 2
Coding region: 97-741 (214 amino acids)
Source: RefSeq, a predicted model, not a curated record